UGUCUUCAACAAUUAGAUCUUCAAGGAAGUUCAACUCAGAUUAUACUGAAACAAAGUCACAGACAGAGAGCAGCAGCAGGCAGAGGGAGAUUUGUUUUGUUUUCAUCUUGCAAGAGGAAGGGGGUUCCAUGGAAUAGUAAUUUAAUGAUAAACAACUGAUCCAAGUGUUGAGGGGAAGGGGACUCACAAAAACUCAGCCAUUAUGGAGACCUUCAGCUCCAAGGAUAUGGCCAUGAAGGCACAGAAGAAGAUUCUUAGCCACAUGGCUAAUAAGUCAGUCGUUCAGAUAUUUAUUGAUGACACAAGCAGUGAAAUUCUGGACGAGCUCUACCGAGUCUCCAAGGAAUACACAGGCAACCGCACAGAAGCCCAGAAAGUGGUAAAAGACCUGAUCAAGAUUGCAGUAAAGAUCGGUGUCCUCUACCGCCAUAACCGCUUCAACACAGAGGAGCUCAAACUGGCCCAGGACUUCAAAAAGAAGCUGCAUCAGGGCGCCAUGACUGCCAUCAGCUUUCAUGAGGUGGAAUUCACAUUUGACAAGACAGUAAUGUCAGAGAUCCUGACAGACUGCAGGGACAUGCUACUAAAGCUGGUGGAGAAACAUCUAACGCCCAAGUCCCAAGGGCGCAUCAAUCACGUUUUCAACCAUUACUCUGAUCCAGAGCUGCUCGCUGCCCUCUACAAUCCCAAGGGGCCCUUCUGCCCCAAUGUCACCAAAAUCUGUAAUGGCCUCAACAAGCUUUUGGAGGAGGACAAGCUAUGAGCUGGUUGUCCCACAAAUGGCUGAAAAUCUGGCUGCAGGGUGUCGUCAGCUCAAAACUGGGGUUGACCAGAGGACUGAGGAAGCAUUGACUAACAAGACUGAAAGUCUACAUGUAUUCAUUUGGCUUAAAACAGCCCUGCCCAUCACACUCAAGUCCCUCCCCCAUCAGAGGAGACACCCAAGCUAAACUGAUGCAAAGAAAUGAUGUACUCUAUGUGGUCUGUAACAUUUGGAGAUGAGGUCACCGCUCAAAGUGGUUGGAGUUUAACAUGACAGCCAUGUGAGUUUAGUUGAAGAGUGGUUAUUCCAUUGUUAUUAGUGGUGACUUGAACAGAGAGAUUUUUUUUUAAUCUUUUGUGAGGGAUGAUGACUGCCUCACUGUAUGCUGUUAUGAAUUUCAAGCAGGUUCUAGACAAUUUGAGUUCACAGUCUGAUUUUUAGGCCAGAAGGGAAUUUCCGUCCUGCAUUUACUGUACACAUAACCACCCAUUUGUUUGUAUGGACACUUCCAUGAGUAUAACAAAUUCUUCUUCUUCAAAAAAAAAAAAAAACAUUUCCUUCUGCAACAGGAACAAGUGUGUUCAAAAGGGUGGCAGAGCAGACUGCAAUGUAAAAUAAUUAUUUAAUCUUGGGAAAAAAAAGAGUACAAUUUUUUUUCCCCACUUUGUCUAAUUAAGUCAUUAAAUGCCAUCCAUAACUAGGACUACUUAAAAGGAUUAUGGACAUGAAUACAGCCAACAACAAGGGCUAGAAAGUACACUGUCAUCUAGUGAUAAGAUUGAGUAUUACAAGCUUUAUUUUUCAUCAUUCCCCAUGUAAAAAAUCUCCUGCAAUUUUUAAAUGUGCAAAACUACUGUGAUUUGAUACAUACAAUCUGAGAUGAAUUCUUUACUACCCGUUCCAACAUGCCUACAUUUGUAUGAUCUGAAAUUUGAUCUCUGGUGUUUAUACGAUAUAUUUAAUAGCUUCCUUUACAAGUCAUGAUCCUGUCUUCAACCUGAAUUCAGAAUAUUAAAAAAAAUAAAAUAUGCAGGCAAGGACCACUACCUGCUUCAAGUGAUAAGCUCUAAAUUACAGAGUUUUGUGGUACUGUUAACACACACUUGCACACACUUGCACACACACACACACACACACACACACACACACACAGAGUGCAAUUCGGCAAGACUGAAAAUUAAAGCAUG
This is a messenger RNA of Megalops cyprinoides (Indo-Pacific tarpon), 1950 nucleotides long. RefSeq names its product tumor necrosis factor, alpha-induced protein 8-like 2b (gene tnfaip8l2b). Lineage: Eukaryota; Metazoa; Chordata; Actinopteri; Elopiformes; Megalopidae. The coding region runs from base 203 to 763 and encodes 186 amino acids. The transcript has 3 exons. Gene Ontology annotation, cellular component: cytoplasm. Gene Ontology annotation, biological process: regulation of apoptotic process. The record is from RefSeq and is a predicted model, not a curated record.